Messenger RNA from Penaeus indicus, 354 nucleotides. RefSeq lists its product as uncharacterized. The transcript has a single exon. The record is from RefSeq and is a predicted model, not a curated record. Bases 1 to 354 code for a protein of 117 amino acids. NCBI's taxonomy places the organism in Eukaryota, Metazoa, Arthropoda, Malacostraca, Decapoda, Penaeidae.
AUGACUGUUUACACAGAUAAGAAGCUGAAUCAUAAUCGACCGGAUAUUAUUCUACUACGGAAAGAUACACAGGAGUGGACACUAAUUGACAUAGCAGUACCAGCGGACCAGAACAUCAUCAAUACUGAGGAAGAGAAAAUGGCUAAAUAUCAAGAACUAGCAUUCGAAAUUAAGAGAAUCCAUCGAGCAUCGAAAGUGACAGUGAUACCAAUCGUGAUCGGUGCACUCGGAACAAUCUCAAAGAACGCAAAAACCUGGCAUGGGAAGUUAGCCAUACCUGACAUCGUUGGUAGUGCACAAUUGUCGGCCAUCCUUGGAACAGCUCACAUAUUACGGAAAGUUCUAUGUUUCUAA